UACAAGAAAAUAAAGUUUUAAUAUUAUAUUGGUGUAAUGUAACUACUUAUUUAACCACCAGUUAAUUAUUUAAAGUUAUAAAGAUUAACUAUUUUUAUUAAAUUUUGACAGCAAAAAAGACAUAGCUGCUGCAAAUUACUUAAUGCACACUAUGCAUUGUCAACGCAAUAUAGUAUUAUGUAAAAAAUGUAAUGAAUCUGUCUCUAGAAAUGAAAUUGAAAUCCAUAAUACAGAAAUGCAUAGUCAAAUCGUCUGUGAGAAGUGUUCUAAAGUCAUGGAACGCUGGAAGUUGGAAGAACAUAAAUUGUUGUGCUCCAAGAGAGUGGUGCAGUGUUCAUAUUGUGAAUUAGAAUGCUCCUUGGACGAAAUGGAAGAACAUGAAUCGUACUGUGGCAGCAGGACUGAGAUCUGUCCUCUGUGUAAACAGUAUGUAAUGAUAAAGAACAGGACAGAACAUGAGACAAGAAAUUGUGCUGAAACACCAACACGUUCAUUAGUUAAAAAUGAAAAUGUAAUUGCAGAUAAUUGUAAGUACAGUAUAAGUUUUAAGUUUAAAAGUAUGAUGUACUAUUAUACUUUCCAUAUUAAUGUUUUGUAAAAGUUACUUAUGUCU
Molecule: messenger RNA, 613 nt
Organism: Centruroides sculpturatus (bark scorpion)
Lineage: Eukaryota; Metazoa; Arthropoda; Arachnida; Scorpiones; Buthidae
Product: XIAP-associated factor 1-like
Exons: 2
Coding region: 143-598 (151 amino acids)
Source: RefSeq, a predicted model, not a curated record